UUUGUUACUAAAAGUUUGCCGCCUUGUACGUCAAUUAAACAGUUCAGCUGUUUGCAAAUUUGAUGACUGAACCAGAUAUGAAUUCCGAUUGUUGAUUUUCUCACAAAACACAAAUUUUUAGUUUAAUUUACCGUAAAAAUGGAUACGAAAAGGAAGUUAUCAACUCAGGGCGAUUCCCUCUACCAGACGUUAUCCUUACCGAAAACGGCGACGGCCGACGAUAUAAAAAAGACUUAUCGCCGGCUGGCGCUCAAGUAUCACCCCGACAAGAAUCCCAACAAUCCGGACGCGGCCGAAAAGUUUAAGGACGUUAAUCGCGCGCACUCGAUCCUGAGCGAUCCGACCAAACGUAACAUAUACGACAAUUACGGAUCGUUAGGUUUAUAUAUCGCCGAGCAGUUCGGCGAGGAGAAUGUCAACGCCUACUUCGUUGUCACUUCCACUUGGUGCAAGGCGCUCUUCUUCAUCUGCUGCAUCGCGACCGGCUGCUACUGCUGCUGCUGCCUGUGCUGCUGCUGUAACUUCUGCUGCGGCAAGUGCAAGCCGCGUCCGCCCGAAGACUCCGGCGAUUACCACACACUAAACCGUGAUGACCAGUCGGGAGGUACGAGUAACGGACAGCCGGUGCAAAGUCAACCGACACGGCGGGAGGACUUCUCGGACGAGGCCGGGGAUUCCCCGCUACGGGCCGGGUCGCCGGUGAUGAAGCAGCCUUCGCCUUCCAAACAGCCGAACGUACCGGUCUAUGCGAUGCCGCCACCUCCGUCGUCCAAUCUGACAGAGAAUGCGGCGCUGAAUCAGGGAGACGUCCCCGUGUACACCACAGGUAUGGCCUCUCCGACGCGGCAGUCUCAGUGGUAGACCUAUUCGAUGUUCGCUUAGAAGAAUGGAGGUAUUUAAACGUACUUUUAAUAACUAUCACGUAAAGAAACAAUUUCAUUAGCGUCGGCACGGUGUAUUCUCCUCAAUUUUUUGAAAUGUCUCGUGCUGUAUAUAUAUCGGCCUCCGUUUUCCCAAAACUAUUCAGCUUCCAAACCUUACGCUUGUAGUUUCCGAAAUUUUCAAAUACAGUUUUCAUUCCCUUUGGUCGUAAUUUAAAACGCUAGGACUAAUUCGGUCACAAUUUGUAUUGCUACGUUCAGUUGUAAGCGAAUUAUGUGUGAUGUUAGUUAAUUAUAAGUUAAAAGUAAGAGUGUCGAGUAAUUAUGUAACAUAAGAAUAAAGUACUUCGUGUUGA
Messenger RNA from Photinus pyralis (common eastern firefly), 1237 nucleotides. It is a transcript of the gene Csp, whose product is annotated as dnaJ homolog subfamily C member 5. The record is from RefSeq and is a predicted model, not a curated record. Gene Ontology annotation, cellular component: type Is terminal bouton. NCBI's taxonomy places the organism in Eukaryota, Metazoa, Arthropoda, Insecta, Coleoptera, Lampyridae. Gene Ontology annotation, biological process: regulation of neuromuscular synaptic transmission. The transcript is spliced from 6 exons. The coding region runs from base 139 to 861 and encodes 240 amino acids.